Messenger RNA from Cynoglossus semilaevis (tongue sole), 1628 nucleotides. It is a transcript of the gene csf1b, whose product is annotated as colony stimulating factor 1b (macrophage). The record is from RefSeq and is a predicted model, not a curated record. Gene Ontology annotation, molecular function: cytokine activity; growth factor activity. Lineage: Eukaryota; Metazoa; Chordata; Actinopteri; Pleuronectiformes; Cynoglossidae. The coding region runs from base 459 to 1265 and encodes 268 amino acids. Gene Ontology annotation, cellular component: membrane. The transcript has 9 exons.
AUAAUGAUUCUAAUUGUAGUUAAUUUUUCCUUUGUGUCAUCGAUGAUCAAACUCUGACAGACUUCAACUGGUUUUUGUUUUUGUUUCUUCUUCUUCUUCUUCUUCUUCUUCUUCUUCUUCUUCUUCUCUGUGGAGACGUGUUCUAAACAGUUCUAACACACCGGCACCAGGGUGAUUUGUGUGGAGACAUCUGCAGGGACCACGACUGUAUCUUUUCCAGGAGAAGACAGAUGGGAGGUCUUUAAAAAGGGCUGUCUGUCAGCUGAGCCUCUGAGUCGGGGUUUGAACCGACCCAGUGAAGGAGGAGCACACCAGGCAGCGCUUUGAAGAACGGCGCCGCAUGACAAAGUGUCAACCGGACUUUCUGUGGAGCGGAACUAAACCAAUGAAGAGGAUCUGUUCGCUUCAAUGUAUGUGAUAGAGGAGUCUGGUACUUUCCACAGUCAAAGCCGUACCAGAUGACCAUCCCUGGGCCACCCCUGGUCCACAGCGAAGCAAAGUUGCAGGUGAAGUAUCUGUUUGUGCUAAUGUUCCUGAGCGUCCCUGUGACCAUGGCCGAGGGUCCCGGUCCGUGCCGUCACUCCAUCACCAGGGAGCACCUGCUCACAGUCAGGAACCUGAUGGACAACCAGCUGAGGAGCGGCUGCUCCAUCACCUACACCUUCAUCGAGCGGAGAAGUCUGAGCAAGUGCUGCUUCGUCAAAGCCGCCCUGCCCUGGAUCCUGGAGCUGCUCAGCACACACUUCAGAUACAACCGCCGUUCAGUCAACUACGGCUACGUUCAGUCCAUCCGAGCGCUGGUUCUCAACAUUUAUUCUCAGAAGUGCGUUCCCCAGAUCAACGAGGAGGUCGAGGAUAAGCCCGAGAGUUUUGAGACGCUCUACCGGGGGUCUCCAGCAGAGGCGCUGCAGAGAGCGGCAGAGGUGCUGUCCGUUUACUGGGAGCUGGUCAGUACCAGCAGCGCACCAGUGGACUGGAGAUGUCAGCACGAGUACACGGAACCAUUCAGUUCCACCACAGAGUUCUACACAGAGACCCCAGAGUAUUUGACAGACAGUUAUGACAGGAAGUCGGCGAAGGCGUCUCAGAGAAGACCAGUCAAAAACCUGUACACACCAGGACUCGUCCUCGUCUCCGUCAGUGUUGGACUCCUGUUCGUCCUCAUCGUCUACUGUCUCAUCAGACCAAAGAGAACGUUGGAGCGUCACAGGUCACAGAGCUCAAACCAAAGAGAACUGCAGGACAUGGAGAUGGACACUCAGUAAACGUGGACAGAGCUGAGUCACCGCUGCAGAACCAGUGAAACCAGUGAAACCAGUCCAUCAUCCAGAUUGAAAUCUCACUCUCCGGUGUAAUAUAUCACGCUCACCUAUUUAAUCAGCAGCUGCACAAAGACCAAAGGCUCAUGGGAGAUACUGAGAUACUAGAGUGUAUAUUGUGUAUAUGAGUAUGUGUAUUUUUUUGCAGAUAUUACCUCAAGUUCACAAAAACUUUAUUUUUUCACUAAUGUUGAGUUGUGUGACUGUAUUUGCUGCCACAUAAUCCCGUGUUCGUACCGACAACCACUUUAUUUAUUAGUGUUACUCCAUGUUACAGCAGGAAGUCCUAAUAAAACAGUACUCACCAAA